AUGUCAACACAAUCAUGGCCUUCAGUCACACCAGUGCACAUAUCAAAAACCAUCUCGACACCGCAAACAACUCCAUCUCCCAACAAUCCACUUCCACAACUCCUGCACACACCCUCCGGCCUCGCAAUUCUCGAACUCCAAGGAACCAUCAAUUUUCCCGUCCUCCCUGCUACCGAAGACUCUUCAACGCCCUCACCAGCAACAGAAGUGGGUCGCUUGGUAUUUCCUCACUACACAGAAGGCAUUUCAGACCCUAAAGGAGGUGCUUGGAUGAAAAAAGUCUACUUGUAUAUUGGAAGGCAUCAGCGUAUGACUGGCGAAGUCAAGAAACUUGCCAAGCCGUUGGCGGUGUUGAGGAAAACUGAGGGUGAGGAGGGAGGUAAGGUCGAGGUGGUGGAGAUUGUGAGGUAUAAGAUUUUGUUUGGGAGUCGACCGGAGCCUGUUAGUGAGGACUGA
Aureobasidium uvarum is the source of this 456-nucleotide messenger RNA. The record is from the annotation of a GenBank genome assembly. NCBI's taxonomy places the organism in Eukaryota, Fungi, Ascomycota, Dothideomycetes, Dothideales, Saccotheciaceae.